GUGGUGAUGGUGGGCCGGGUCAACUCCAAUGGGCCCAACCCGAAACAACUUGGUCCUUGGCCGCCUCCAUAUAUAUAACAGCUCAAGCUCUCUCCGUGUUCACAAUCCAGAGCUCUCAGCUUUCUCUAGAGGGAGAGAGAGAGAGAGAGAGAUUGAUGAAAUGGGGUUUGGUCGAGAAGUCCCAAUCUCAUUGGACGGAGUGAGAGACAAGAACUUGAUGCAGCUAAAGAAGCUCAACACUGCCCUCUUCCCUGUUCGCUACAACGAUAAAUACUACGCUGAUGCUCUCGCCUCCGGCGAAUUCACAAAGCUAGGGACAACUUUGAUUGAGGGGUUGGUUGAGGUGAUACAGGUCUGUCCGCAAGACCACCUCUGUUAUGGCCUUGGUGUCUAAUUCUGAGAACAAGGUACAUACUGCAUUUGUUGGCCUUGCAUAGGGGGCAGUUUCCUGUCUCCAGGGUGUGAAUGGCAAUUUUAUAAAAAUCAGUUGAUACUCAGUUAUGUGGCAGCAUAAUGGUAUCAUAGAGACCCUGUUUCUCUGUCUGAGGUAGAGUGGCUGCUAUGGUCUUGUAUUUUCUGUACGGUUCAUUCCAGUACGUCAGUCACCUCAAAGGUACUUUUAGACCAAGUUUUCCUUAUCUUUUAACAUUCACAAAUUUUGUAAUUGAUCAUUACUCAUUGACAGAUACUCCUUAUAAUCUCAUACAGUGAUCUUGACCACUCAUUGCACUUUCAUGGUUUAUUGGGCAGAAAAAUGUGUUAGGAGUUUUCUAAACCACUUGCUUAAUGGAGAUAAUGCCAUGUAGUGUUUUCUAGAAGAAUCUUAUGUAGACCUCUUAUUAGAGACAAGUGAUUAAUUUUUCAGAUUUUCUGAAAUGAAUACCCUGAUAUUAAUGGAUCAAGAAUCUCAUAUUAUUAUUUAGUGACUUUGAUUAUUGCCACUAUUCUCGUGAAGAAUAUCUGAAUCUGAGCAAAAUCUGUUCCAAAACCAUAAUUUUCUUCGUGAUUCAUGAUACAUUCUACAGUCCAAGUGUUCUCUUUGAUUAGAAUAAAACACUUUGAGACCUGGUACUUGCUAUAUAUAGGGUGUAGUAUUAUGUUGUCUUUUUCAUAGUAAUGUGGUAAUAUCUGUUUACAAUGACAAACUUGUAAUGCUUGUUUACAUCUUGGAGUGGGGAUUUUCCAUGUCCAAUGCCCAGGAUGUGUUGGAGUUUCAUAGCCCUGAACAUUCAGAUAUCUCUUCUCAAGUUUUAAUUCUUUUCCUCCCUAU
Molecule: messenger RNA, 1270 nt
Organism: Camellia sinensis
Lineage: Eukaryota; Viridiplantae; Streptophyta; Magnoliopsida; Ericales; Theaceae
Source: RefSeq, a predicted model, not a curated record